Messenger RNA from Actinia tenebrosa (Australian red waratah sea anemone), 1266 nucleotides. Its product is annotated as protein lethal(2)essential for life. Gene Ontology annotation, biological process: response to heat; protein refolding. The record is from RefSeq and is a predicted model, not a curated record. Gene Ontology annotation, cellular component: cytoplasm; nucleus. Lineage: Eukaryota; Metazoa; Cnidaria; Anthozoa; Actiniaria; Actiniidae.
CUGUCUAUAUAAAGCAGAGAGCUGCACCAGCUGACAAACACUUUUCUGAACUCAUCAGUAGAGAGAGCGUAAAAGUACAAGUGCAGUAUACUACAAUGGAUCUUGCAGACAAGCUUCUCGUAGCGACACUUGGAGCAUUUGACGAUCCUUUCUUUGGCUGGACUCACUACUCAGACCACAGAAAGGACAAAGACAAGGUGGCCCUUGCUGCUGUUGGUGUGCAGAAUUUCGAUCCAAACGAAAUCUCACUAAAAGUAGAAGAUGGAAAAGUGAUGGUAGAUGGAGUCCAUCGCUCUCAAGGACAGUUUGGCUACGAGACCAGUGAGCUCCACCAAGCCUACCCUCUGCCAGAGGACGUGGAUCCUUCAUCUGUUUCUUCUCGUUUUUCUCCUGAUGGAGUUCUUUACAUCGAGGCCUACAAAAAGCCAAAGGAAAAGAAAGCUGAAGCCGGUCCAGUGGCUCAGAUGGAUGACAAGAAAUUCUCUGUCAACCUGGAUGUGAGCAAGUUUUCUCCUGAAGAAGUAAAAGUCAAGGUUAUGAACAAUGAAUUGAUGAUCACUGCCAGCCACGAGUCAGAAAAAGAGGGCAGUUACGCUUCCAGAAAGAUUAAUCGCCACUUCGUGCUUCCCAAAGAUGUAGACAUGGAUUCUGUCGUGUCUAAUCUGGACAAGGAUGGACACCUUCACAUCGAAGCAACAAGGAAACAACUGCCUGAACCAACUGAGAGAGAGGUCCAAAUCAUGAGAGCUGAGAAGUAAAAACAGGCAAGCUCUCUCCACUCUGAGAAUGCGGGUUCAACAGACGAAGAAUUUGAUCCUGUAUCUUUGUGCUAAAGAAGGACUUACUGACAGUAACUAUGCAUAUCUAGUAGAACUUUUUCGUACUAAUAGAGUACUGAAUACUCAGCUGAUAGUUAGUCUCUAUGUCGUAGUAGUUCUUGCAGGUGUACGCACAGAAAAAUUAGCUGUCUCGAAUUGUCGUUCCACCGUUUAAUUAAUAGCAGUCAUUAAAAAAAAGACACUCUAGUUGCUACGACGAUUGCAUGAUAUCAAAAUUACAUGUAUUAGGGUUUAUAAUAAAUCAGUUGUUCAUGUUAUUGAUCUCAGAUCUGUGGAUUGUAUUUAAUAGCCUUUGAAGAUGCGUGUCUCAGGUUACGUUUCAAAAAAAAAGCUUUUAGUUUUAUUAAGCGAAAAGAAAGUUUGUUGAGAUUUGCUUGCUUGUAAACAGGGGUUAUAGACGUGAAUAAAGUUUCGUUUGAUAUUUGUG